UUUUGCAGUAAGGAUCAUCGAGCAAAGACAUCACACAGCUGCACCAGUAAUGACCAGGAAGAUCAGGUAAAUAAUAAUUACAAUGGACAGUAUGCCAUCUCACCUUUGUGUAUUAUUCUCUUGUAGUUUUUCUUGUUGAACCAGGGUGUUCUCCCUGACAGGCCAUAGCCCGACAUGAAAUAAAGUAUUCUGUAAGCUUUUUGGGUAUACCGGUAUGUAAUUACAACAGUCACUGUUGCAUUGUAGAUAAAUAAAUAAAAGUUCUUGUCAAGAAGGGGUAUAAGAAAGCAUUGUAUUAUUUACUGGUAUCUUUGACCAUAUUUUAUGAAAAACUUAUAUUUGUGAAAAAUGCACAACAUGUGUUUCAAUACUUGUUGAAAGGGAAAUAUGGCAAAAUGUGGGGCUUUGUCAUCAGAGUACCAGGAGUGUGCUAUUGAAGACUGCAGAAGUUGUGACUUGGUGCCUGUGUUGUGUGAACACUGUCAUAAUAAUUACUGUGUAAGGUAAUUGCAUUCUUUUUUGUCAUAAUUGUCAUUUUUUUGUCUUUGAGCUGGUGUUAUCACUGCAUGAAACAGCUAGCUGCCAGGAAAUUUUCGUGACUCAAGUUUGACCAUCUGCUUCAAAGGCUUAAGCCACAAUUUUUUUGCUUAGUAUCUGAACACCAACCUAGCUGUGACAGCUAGGUUUUCACAUGAAUAAUCACUAAAUCACUACUGUUAACCGGUUGUUGCUGAUAGCUUCUUUAGCUUACAACUAUACAAAGUUUGACUGUUACAAUAUGUAUCUCAAAGCUUCAUUUUGCAUACUAACAAAUGUGUAGUAAGUUUUUUCAGUUUUUAGUUUUUAAAAUAAAAUAUUAUGUCAAGAUCAUAUUAUUAUGUCAUAAUAAAUGAAUGGAUAAAUGAAUGAAUGGAAAUAAAUGAAAAUAAAUGAAUGGAUGUUGACCAUCAUUAAAUUAUUUAUAACGGUUCAUGAUCAUACUUAGGUGCCAACUGAUACAAUUUACUAAUAAUGUUUUUGUUCUACCACAGGCACAGACAUCAAACUGACCAUAAAUGCUCAGCUCUUCCUGAUAAGCAGGCAAGGAUAAAACCAGAGGACAGAAUAAAGGAAAUUAUUGGUGAAUGUUUAUGCCUAUAGUGAAUAUUGUAAUAGAAAAAAAAAUGAGAGAGGGUAACACAGGCACAAAAUUUGACAUUUUGUGGAGUAGAUUCUUAUUUUAGUGAAGUGAAAUGUCUGCAGUGUAUUUGGAAUACAUUUACCUGGGUCUUGAUCUCCUCAUAGGCUGCAGUGGCAGAUCCAAUCCUUCAGAUGAGAGGGGGGGGGGAGGUGCCGGUCAUCCAGACCCAGAGAUAAGGGGGGGGCACUCUAAAAAAAAACUAGCCUGGGCCCCCUUGCCCCCUCCCCUGGAUCGGCCAAUGGGCUGUUGUGUCAUCCUUGUGAAUAAAAUCCCUUUGACUUUGCUAGAUGGUUGGUAGGGAUGAUAGUUUGUCUGGUUGAGAAGUAAUGCUAUUUGUGAGAACAUGUACUUAUGUGAAACACAAGUUCUACUUUCAGUUCAUCAAGUAAUAAUUAUAGGGAUAAGUAACAUGGAAUUAUUAGUGGUACAGUGGCAGCAUGGAUGUUAGUCAUGAGUGCAUUUCAGCGUCCAUGGUAAUCAAUACUUUAUCGGUGUUAUUAAUUUUUUCUUGUCCCCUCCUCGGUCCUAUACUGAUUGGAUGUUGUGCUUCCUGCUUGUCUGUGGGCAUCCAUUUGGUUAGUGUGAAGUCUGAAGCUGACCUCUGGGAAUAUGAUAAUUGGUGCUUGUUGAAGCUAUUGAACUCAGUGUCUUCUUUGCCUAGAUGCUGAAAAAGCUGAUGGCAUCUGAGGCCCCAACCACAUUAAUCCAAAUAAAUUAGAAAACAUUGAUUUUCUAUGUGUUUCAUUUUUCAUACUGUAAUGUCAUGCUUAUUUUUCUAACCCUUUAGGUAAAGAACUUAAUAAAGAAAAGAAAGGUACUGGUUUUGCAAUCAGCACUUAUUAGGUAAAUGACCUAGUAGUGAUGCUGCUGGCUAUAAAUGGUGACAAAAUUAAUUGAGACUAAAAUUGAGACACUCUAUCUUAAGGGGUCUUUCUGAUGUUUUGGCGACUUUCAGAAGGGGAAAUGAAGUUUUCCCUCCCCCAUCCCCUCCACUGUUCAAGUUACCUAUAAAAAACAACAAACACCCCAGCUUUGAAUGAAGGGGGGAGGGGGGGGGGGGGGGAGGGAUUGGGAUUGCUUUGUUCUCCGAAGUUACACUAUUUGAGGACAGUGUCUCAACAAUUUUGUUUCUGAUUGUGACAUGCUGAUUAAUUCAUUUUCACAUAUUUUAUACGUUACGCUACUUUUAUAUAGAAUCAAUUUACUCAUAUCAAAUAUCUUACUUCAUGUUAUGCUGUCCGUGGUUUUUAGGGCCAGGUGGAAUGCGAAAUGAACGACGGGCGGCUAAGGUGGCAUUGAUGAAGAUCAAGAUGAAAGCAAUUGGAGAUCCUUCAGUCCCGCAGGUCUGUGAAAUAAGUUUACUAUCAAAAUCAAUAAAGGGUUUCACUCUACGCAGCUUCUAUAACACAACACCAAGAAACACUGAAAAACUCAUUCCAGUGAUCUUUCAAUGAUUGGCGGUUGUUGACAUAACUUUGUUAUGAACUUCCUUGAAUAGAGACUUCGAUGAAAGUUACAUAGUCUUAACGUCUAGAGUAUUCUUAAGUCAGAGGUGAAUCCAAACUGAGCUUUGUUUACUUUUCAUGAAUCUGAGACCGCCAUCCAGUUAGCUCAGUUGUCCGAGUGCCAGGCUGCUGAGAGUGAGAGGCCGUGAGAUCAAACUCCAGCCGCCAGAUCACCAACCAAGGUUUUUGAUAAACUGGUGCCGAGAUCAUGUUAUUAAAACCCCUUCUCAGUUCAGAUGAUCGCGUCCUUAGGUGGUGAUGUUAAGCUGUUGGCUAUUUGUCUCCUCUAUUAGGCCAGUACAUGCUGUAACUGUUUGAAUAGUGAACUCGGGAAUAUUACAGACAGUUCUUUCCUUAAUUUCCAGGAUGAACGUGUUUAUCUCAGAGUUUUAAUGCCAUUGGGUAACAAAGAAAGAGAACAGCCCAUGUUUUUCUCAAAGGUAAGCACCUGAUAUCAAGAGAGAAUGGGCUAAAAUAAUAACGGAACCGUGCGGUGAUUUACAAUGGCUUCCUUUUGACUGGUUAACGCCAAUUCGAAAGUACGAAAUUUGGAAUUUCAUUAUUCUGUUUGAGUCUAUUGCUCAACGCACUUCUUAUUAGAAAGGACGUAAUAAAUAAUGUUCAGUUUGUUUCCUCUGUCAUGGCAUGUCUUUUUCAUCGCAUUGAAGCAAUUUGAUUGGUUAGUUCGGUUUUAAUAUAUAGAUUUAGCCAGGGCUAAAAGCGAAGCUCUGGUUAAUAAUAAUUGUAAACAAAAAAAAUUAAAUCGUGUAAUGCUAAACGGGGAGGGCAAUGAAAAUGGCAUCAAGAUCAAUAGAUCUAAUUAGCAAAAAAAACAAAUUGCACGCGCAGCACACUUUUUUUUCUAAUUAGCAAAAAAAAAAACAUUUGCACGUGCAGCACGCUUUUUGUCUUUCUCUGCCGUUGUUUUGCGCAACUACAACGCUGUUUUGUAGGACUAAAACGUCAUACAUCCUAGUUACACGUUAUUUUUAUGGAGGAAUUGUCGUAUGAGCUUACCCACUAUUUUGUCUCCUGUGUUCAUGUUCGCUUUUAUUUUUCACUGCCGCUUAUUUUUACCUUGCUGGCCGCUAGCAUUUCUCAUUGUCUCACAGCCGCUUUGAAUUUUCAUGUUUUUCUUCCUAAAAAAUUCGUCUCUUUUGUUUUCAAUCACUCGCUUUAGCUCUUUCUCUGUUAUCCACGUGAGUGUAAACAUCAAAAAUAACGUCGAAAAAGACACGACUUUGUUGUUGUUUUUUCUUUCUAAAAAUCCAGACGGCCAUGCGAUUUCUUUCCAAAUAAAACCUUGAGUUGCAUUUGGGUUGCCAGACCUGUUGAUUGAAUUAUUUUACAUUGGUAUGCCUGUGGUGCGGACGAACGGGCGGGCAGGCGGUCGGUGUACGGUCACGUGAUUACCAAAUUUUCUCGGAUGGGUAGUUUACCAUAUUUUCUUACCCAUGGUGCUCCGCUGCGCGCGCUUCGCGCGUGAGAGCUCUGCUAUUACAUUUCAAAUUUUUAUUUAUAGAAUAUAAAAUUCUAGGCCUUAGUCUCUGCUCAUAGUUUUCAGAAAACAGGUUUUUUCUUCAAAAUAUAAAAUUUACAAUGGCAAGCCGUUAUCAUUUUUCUUCGAAAGUCUUAAUUCUAUUAAAACUGACCGUGCUUACUGUUCUCCGUCAGUAUUGGACCAUUGGCAAGAUCAUUGAUAAGAUUGCUGUGGCUGCCAAGCUAAAGAAUGAAAAUAAUGUAAAUCUAACAGAGAAGGUAAGGUGUGCUUUGCUUUUUUUUGCUGUCAGUUGUUUGAACGAGGUUAUGCCAGUUUUCUUAAUGUUUGUCCCAGCGUUUAUCAAUAGCGUUAGCCGAAGAAUGUGUUACUGAAGGAAACCAUGAUUUUUAACGACACAGUUUUGCCUUUCCACUUACUCUUUUUGUGUGCUGAAGGUCUAAAGAAGUGCGUCUCUUCUGAGUUGCAAUUGUGUUUCCGAAGAUGUUGAAGAUGUCUUUACAACGGUUUUGGGCGGAUUUCAAAACGGGGAUGAGGUUUACGUGUACGUUGGCUUAAAAAGGAUAAAAAUUUAGAGGUUAAUCGUUUUGAGGUAUAAGCCGAAUAGACAAAGAUACUGUUCCACAAUGUACCUGUUCUCUGAUGGUGAAUACCUAGUAUGAGAGGAGGGAUUAUCUCUGGUGUGUUAUGGGAAGAAGGCUUUUAAGUGCAAUGUAUAAAUAUGUUUUUCGUUUGAAUGUAGAUGGUGCCAUAAACAAUGGCCGCAGGGGCCUAGCCAGGCAGUUUUCCGUUUAAGCCCAGGAUGUUAAAAGGAAUAAUAAUAAUAGUAAUAGUGAUAAUAAUAACAAUAACAAUAAUAACAAUGAUAAUAAUAAUAAGAAGAAAUCAACAAUGAUAAGAAUAAAAUGAUGAUGAUGAUGAUGAUUAUGAUUACAUGUACUGAUAUUUGUUUGUAUGGCAAAAAUUUAACAUACGUUUUGAAAUGCGCGUUUGAAGACAUUAAAAUAAACUAAAGAACUGACCAAGGUAAUAAUAAUUAGAAAUACUACAAUCCAGACGUAUAAAGAACAAAAAUGUAAAGUGCAUCGGUAAAAGGCAUUUUCAACUAAAAUAGGUGUUCCUUUAGAGCUUGCUUAAAAUGAUUCAGAACACUAAUUUUCCUGAUAUCAACUUUUUUGCCAAAGUCGCGCGCGAAUAGUAACUUGCAAAAUUUAUCGUUGACCCUGUACUGAGUGCACAUUUUUUAUAUAACAUUAGACAAAAAUGAAAUACCACUGAACGAGCCGUUUUCCGAAAAUGAAUGCCAUAAUAAGCUCUGGGAGGAAAAUCUGAGCGUCAGCGUUAAUUGUCUACUAACCGUCACUAAAUGCAAGUUUUUUUUCAUUUUUUGUACGAAAAUCUCAGAGUACUCUUUCGCAGUCAAUGAGCAUCUCUUUAGGCGCGUGCAAGAGGGCUAAGGAUGAUAGCCAAUCUGUUAGCAUCGUGGAUCGUUUGUUCGUUUUUACCCUCCUGUUGGUACUGAGUGAUCUUUGGCUUCACAAACGUCUCUGUAAACUUGUCAUGAAACUAUAAAUUCAGUUAGUUAGUAGAAAAAGAAGUAGAGCCGGGCCUGGACUAGGCUUCCUAAUCGGCGGGGCCUGAGUGAGAACUGCUCAUAGAUAGCGAAACAGCGAGAUAACGGAACAAUGUAACUUCAAGAAAUUUAGGUGGAGAUUAAGAACGGAAAAUGUAAACUGCUCUCUGCGGACAACAAUUGCAGUAUUGCCAACCGCAGACUUUUGGCUCUAGAAUUUUCCAUUUUUAGCUCGAUCGAGAACUAAAUGUUAUUGAUAAACUACUUAAUGAAGACGUGAUAACCUGCACUUAUUUUUGCCUCAAAUUCUUGUUAAGCCCGGGCUUAAUGGCUUAAAGGCAGCUACGCCCCUGGUGAGACUUAGUACCGGAAGUUAUGGAGAUUUUUUUUGCCGAAAAUACGCACUGAUUUUGAACGUGGUAAAAGAGACUUAACGGUCGUUUAACAUACUUCAUAACAAAACAAAGCUUUCAAAAUUUAUUGCAUUUAUUGAUAUUUGGUUAUAUCAGUAUAUAACUCAUCUUACAUUGACAUCUUUGUCUAACUCCAUCCAACAUAGUUGGAUGUAACGUAUUGGAUCCGUUUAAAUCCUGGCCUUGCUCUACAGUAUCGGAUGAUUUCGGAUUAUGCUGGAACACGUUUAAAUGAGUUCAAACGUUCGUCCCACUUCCAGGGGAGCAAUACAUCAGAUACAUGCGUGUUUGAAACGGCCCUAUUUCACUCAUAUCUUAGUAGUGCGAACCUAACGUGACUCUGACAAAAAUCUCCGAGAAGACUAUAGUGGCUUCGCGAUAAAAUCGGAAGCUAAAAGUAUUACAUCACGAAAGUGCUGAUUAUGGUAAAAUUGUCAAUGACUAACUUUAUUUUAUUUUUUCUUGUUUUUUUUUAGAAGUUGCGAUUAAUUAAUCGAAACACUGGUGAAUUGCUGACUUUGCAAGAUACUUUGGAGUAUUUGCUAGCACAUGAUGACGAGCCUCUGUUGAAUGGAAGUACAGUUAUAAUGGAAUAUGUGGACAAAAACUUAAGCAGUGUAUUACCUGACCUAGAUAAAUAUCCUAGAUGA
Messenger RNA from Porites evermanni, 6819 nucleotides. The record is from the annotation of a GenBank genome assembly. NCBI's taxonomy places the organism in Eukaryota, Metazoa, Cnidaria, Anthozoa, Scleractinia, Poritidae.